Striga hermonthica is the source of this 273-nucleotide messenger RNA. Lineage: Eukaryota; Viridiplantae; Streptophyta; Magnoliopsida; Lamiales; Orobanchaceae. The record is from the annotation of a GenBank genome assembly.
AUGUGCCCUUUGAGAUUUAUAUUGGUUUUCUUCUCGGCAGCAUUGGCUGGGUACCUGGCCUGGAAAACGGUGACUUCUGCAGAUGAACCCAACAUCACAAUCAUCACACCAGAUGACUCGACCCUCGAAAAGAAAGAAAUUGAGAAGCCACGAUUUCAAUUUCUCAAGAUGAUGAAAAACGGGUUCUGGGUAUUCAUUGACAUGGCUAGCGGGCGAUACCUUUGGAGGAACGUCAAACAAUUGAACAGCUGCAGCCUGCAGCCAGCAUGUUGA